Messenger RNA from Dicrocoelium dendriticum, 771 nucleotides. Lineage: Eukaryota; Metazoa; Platyhelminthes; Trematoda; Plagiorchiida; Dicrocoeliidae. The record is from the annotation of a GenBank genome assembly.
UUUAUACCACCUGAAAUAUGCAGCUUGCAGCGGCUGGAAGUAUUAAAGCUUCGAAAAAACGAAAUUGAACAUCUUCCAGAAGAAAUAGCAAGCCUUCAUCGGCUGCGUAAUUUGGAUCUUUCACACUGCAUGCUUCAAAGCCUUCCUCACAGAUUUUUUGAGCUACACAGAUUGGAAGAACUGGAUUUGUCCUACAACCUGAUUGCAGUGCUGGACAGUAUGCUUGGAAAACUCAAACACCUCACCUUCGUAAAUCUCGAAGGAAACGAUCUGAAAGGUAUUUGCCCUGGAAUUGUACGUCUUUCCUGCCAACAGUUGACAAAGCUACGUUUGGAUCUUAAUCCGAUGAUUCAUCCGUUGCCCGGCGAAAUAUCAUUUGCUGCUGGGCACGUUCAACGCCUGCAGACUCUUGCUGGAUUGGCGCUGAAUGCAUACGUUUCUGAUUUGAAACGCGCUUUAUCCUUAGAGAUGGACGGGUUGUGGAAACAGAAGGUGUUCACUACAGCGUUGACGGAUGAGAUUGAUGAUCUACAGUCAAUGCUUUCACGGAUGCAAAGUUGUGUAUACAAGAUGACAUGUGGAUCUUGUUGUUGGUGCUCUGGUGUUCGGCUUUGUGACGAAAUGCAAGUUCCUUGGCAAAAUGUGACGCUCGCUGGUUAUCGCUCCGUUCCUGUGAUUUUCAAUUGUUGUCGGCAGAGUUGUGCGGUCGCUGCAUCCAAAUGCACUCCGGAUGAUUUCGCCGCCAGAUUUUGCUCCACACUCAGCACUUAA